AUGGAGUUUGAUCUAAAGGAUAGGGAAAACAUGUCCCCUCAAGGCCAGCAGCCUAUGUUUUUGUUUGACAACUGUCUAAAACCCUUUGAAGCCACGACCCCAUCUUCAUCCUCCAAGGAUUUUUAUCUGCAAGACUUUCACCACCUCCAUCAUGAUCCUCAAAUUCACGUCAACGUCUCGUCGUCUUCGAACCCUGUUCUUCUUUAUGAUUCUUUUGAUGCAUUCCCUUACGGUUGCUCCGCAAACAAUGUCGAUUUUUACGAGUGUAAGCCGUUUGAUGCGGAGCACGGACAUGAACAGGUUAUGGACGACUUGGGGAGCGUGGGAUUGUUGAGCCUUCUUCAACAGAGGAACUCGACCAAUGAUGUUAUUAUGGGAUCGGACAUGGCGGCGCCCUUUGAUUUUGUAGUGGGGGGUGAGACUGCAGAAAAUGGUUACUACAACAAGAAUAGGGUAUUGGCUAAUCCAACGUAUAGGAGGACUAGUAAUUGGAAAGUUCGUAAGAAGUCAAAUGGAGUGAAGGGACAGUGGACAAUGGAAGAAGACAGGCUGUUGAUUCAGUUGGUUGAACAGUAUGGAGUGAGAAAAUGGUCUCAUAUUGCUCACAUGUUGCCUAGACGAAUAGGGAAGCAAUGCAGAGAGAGAUGGCACAAUCAUCUAAGGCCACAUAUCAAGAAGGACAAAUGGAGUGAGGAGGAGGAUAAGGUCUUGAUACAGGCCCAUAUGGAAAUAGGAAACAAAUGGGCGGAAAUUGCCAAGAGGCUCCCAGGAAGAACAGAAAACUCCAUCAAAAACCACUGGAAUGCAACCAAAAGAAGGCAAUUUUCAAAGAGGAAAUGCCGUUCCAAGUACCCUAGAGGCUCCAUCUUGCAGGAAUACAUCAAAAGCUUAAACUUGGAGUCCAGCAGCAGCAGCACAAGAUCCCAAAAAAAAUCUUCCAACGCUACUGCUUUGGAUUUUUGCCCCAGCAGUACUGACCGUUUGGUGCCAGAAUAUGAAUUCAAUGAAUUUUCGUUUGAUGAGAAACUGCUUCAAGAGAGCUGCAGCAUUGACUCUCUGCUUGAUCAAAUACCCACUGCUGAGCAGGAUAUGGGGCCUGUGAAGGAGCUGGACUUGGUGGAGAUUAUCUCAGCCCACCCUAAAAUCUAA
Hibiscus syriacus is the source of this 1149-nucleotide messenger RNA. RefSeq names its product transcription factor MYB98-like. The transcript has 3 exons. Gene Ontology annotation, molecular function: RNA polymerase II cis-regulatory region sequence-specific DNA binding; DNA-binding transcription factor activity, RNA polymerase II-specific. Bases 1 to 1149 code for a protein of 382 amino acids. Lineage: Eukaryota; Viridiplantae; Streptophyta; Magnoliopsida; Malvales; Malvaceae. Gene Ontology annotation, cellular component: nucleus. Gene Ontology annotation, biological process: regulation of DNA-templated transcription. The record is from RefSeq and is a predicted model, not a curated record.